AUGGCAGGAUUUGUUACCGCCGUGGGCGACACGGUGCGCCCACUGCCAGCCUCGCUGGCGGCACAGGGCGGCUGCCCUGACUUGCUUGUGGACUAUUUGCUCGAGGUGUUUGAGGAGGGCGACGCCAAGGCGGUGGACACCAGCAGGCUCGCCCCAGAUGUGGACGCGCCGGGCGAGGGGUUGCCUGACGAGGCGGCGGCUGCCGGGGCAGCGCGCAGCGACGGCGCAGCGAGCAGCGGCGAGGACGGCGCGCGCAUGGCGUCUCCCGAGGCAGCGGAGGCGCUGUUCGCUGACCUGGCGGAAGUGGAGGAGACGGCCCUGCCAGCUGCUGAGGAAUGGGGGUGGCUGGGCCGCCUGAUGAGGCCGGCGGCUGCAGGCGGCGGCGCCGGCGCAGAAGCAGCGGCGGCCGGCGGUUUCGGCGGCGGCGUGGUCGUGUGCGGCGAUUGCCGGCGCAUCGUGCUGUCCGCGCGCACGGCCGUGCACGCCCAGCGGUGCCUCGCGCGGCGGCAGCUGGCGGAGCGGCAGCAGCAGGCGCUGCAGCUGCGCGCGCAGCAGCAGCAGCGGCCGUCGACGCCGCCAAUGUCAAACAUGUCAAAGCCUGCAGGCAGCGGCCGCGGCGGCGCCAAGGGCCACCAUGCAAAGGGGGGUGCCAAGCGGCCGGCGUCGACCCUCGGGCCGUACCGCGCCGCGCCGCCGCCCAGUGCCCUCGGCGUGGACGGCCGGCCGCCGCUGCCGCGCGCAGCUGCGCUGCGUGCUCAGCCCGGCACGGGCUGGCUGGUGCCGGCAUCGCCUCUGAUGUUUGGUCGCGGCGCGGCGCCGCCGCUGGAUUCGGAGCUUUCGCCGCCGCAGCGAGGCGGCGGCGCUCGCGGCGGCGGCGCGCCAGGAGGCGCGGGCGAGCUCGGGGGCGGCGGCCCGCACCCGGCGCUGCUGGCGGCGCACACGAGGAGGCGGCGGUCGGAGACGCCUGUGCGGCGCGACUGCACCAGCAGCAACAACAGCAGCAGCAGCAACAGCAGCCGCCGGGCGGUGUGA
Molecule: messenger RNA, 1032 nt
Organism: Monoraphidium neglectum
Lineage: Eukaryota; Viridiplantae; Chlorophyta; Chlorophyceae; Sphaeropleales; Selenastraceae
Exons: 4
Coding region: 1-1032 (343 amino acids)
Source: RefSeq, a predicted model, not a curated record